AUGACAAAUCUUGUUGUUGCAGCGACCACUGGAAGUAUUUUUCUUUUGACUUUGAACCGCUUUGUCUCCAUAGUUAGACCUUUGAAAUAUCCAAGAAUAAUGACAUUCAAACGAACUGUAACUAUGAUCGGAGUUAUAUGGUUGGUCGCCAUCCUUAUUCUUGUCGUGGUCGUGGUUGGCUUGAUUAUCGAAAAUAAAGUUCUUCGAAUUUUACGAUACGUCAUGGCAUUUUACAUAACAUCAUCUAUUGCAAUGUAUGUGUAUAUGUACAAUUUAGGAAGGAAACAUAGUAAAAGAUUAGAGCAACAGAUGCAUGCAAUUACGGGUCAAACACAUGCGACUUCUCAUGAGUUCAGAGCAUUAACUUCGUUGUUUAUGAUCGCUGGAAGUUUUGCAGCAUGCUGGUUGCCAGUGACAACAGCAGCUUUCUUUUUAAACAGAUUCGAAGAUCCAAUUCAGUUUUAUCGUACUUUUAGUUUCACUGGUUCAUUAACUCUUGUAAACGCCGUUGUAGAUCCUGUUGUUUAUUAUUACAGAAGCAAAGGUUUUCGUUUGUCAUUAAAGAUGUUGGCAAGGCGAUUUAGAAACGAUGGAUGCUGUGAAUGUUGGUAG
Paramuricea clavata is the source of this 612-nucleotide messenger RNA. The record is from the annotation of a GenBank genome assembly. Lineage: Eukaryota; Metazoa; Cnidaria; Anthozoa; Malacalcyonacea; Plexauridae.